CGCCGAUGUCCCGUUAUCCUUCGCGUCCAAGAUGGCGGCCAAAGGUGGCCACAGACGACAGGUGUCCAUUCACUACGACUUUCGGGCCAUCAACGAGCAGAAAGUCGAGGACAUCACGCUCGAAUUUUUCUACAAGCCACACACGAUAACCCUCCUGACUGUCUGUGUGCUUGGAUCGCUGUACAUCGCCUUUAAAAGUCAGUGGGCAAGAACGAUACCAACACCCAGGCAAAGAAACUUUCGAAAUGAAGAAGCCAACACAGAUGACAACAUUUGGGAUGGACUUCUGUGCUUGAUUUUCUUCUUCAUGAUCAUCAGUGUGCUGGCUUUUCCCAAUGGUCCUUUUACCAGACCACAUCCCGCACUAUGGAGAAUAGUAUUUGGACUGAGUGUGCUGUACCUGCUGCUGCUGGUCUUCUUGCUGUUCCAAAAGCUGUCAGACAUGAAGAAGAUGAUGUACUGGUUAGAUCCAGAACUCAGGAAAGUUGGACCUGACACAACGGAGUAUGCUGUGAAUUGUUCCCAAGUGACAUGGGAGAGACUGUGGGGUCACUGUGACAUCUUCAUGUUCGCCCAUUUCUGGGGCUGGGCCAUGAAAGCCUUGAUCGUCCGCAGCUUCGGGCUCUGCUGGACAAUAAGUGUCACCUGGGAAGUUACUGAGCUGGCCUUCAUGCACCUGCUGCCUAACUUUGCGGAGUGCUGGUGGGACCAGCUGCUGCUGGACGUGCUACUUUGCAAUGGCGGCGGCAUCUGGCUCGGCAUGUUUGUCUGCAAGUGCUUUGAGAUGCGCGGCUACCGAUGGGAGAGUAUCAAGGACAUAAGGUCCACCAAGGCUAAAAUCAGACGUGCCGUCAUGCAGUUUACUCCUGCAAGUUGGAGUCAUACUCGCUGGCUGGAUCCUAAGUCGUCGAAGAUGCGUCUGAUGGCCGUCUACCUCUUACUGGUCAUAUGGCAGAUUUCGGAGCUGAACACAUUUUUCCUGAAGCACAUCCUGCACAUUCCCAACCACCAUUAUCUGACCUGGGGACGCAUCCUGCUCAUCGGCCUGGUGUCUGCGCCCACCAUCCGCCAGUAUUACGCCUACGCCACCGAUACCGCCUGCAAGCGGGUCGGCACGCAGUGUUGGGUUGUUGGGGCCAUCACUUUUAUAGAGGCCAUCAUCUGCCUUAAGUUUGGAAGGUCUCUGUUUGCACAGACACAGCUUCCUUUGGUCUUCUUGUGGCUGGUCUUCCAGAUGGGGAUGACUUUCCUGUGCCUGUACGUGAUGGUGUAUAUUGCUGGUCGAAGGGCCAGGGAAGAGACGGCAAAGUUGAAUGGUUCGCACACAAACGGGUGUGUCACCAGAGGUGAGGAUGGAGGAAUGGCGGGUUACGACAGCGUGGACUCCGAUUUCAUGCCGGACAGUCCGAUCAAACGAAUCAAUCCUGUACGGAGCACGAGACUCAGGACCAGAACCGGGAAGUCCAACGGGGUUUGAACAGUUAACCCCAACCCUGCUGAAAUAGCCUUUUGACACAAAAGGGUAGUGCUAGUUAGCAGGUUAAGCUUCAGGGACAAGGUUAACUGACGUGUUGGAAAGGCUUUACUUAGUAACUUAUGGACAAACCUAAUUGUUAAUCCAAGGUUUGAAAGCACAGUGUAAAUUAAUUGAUUUUGCUGAACCUUUUCUUUGAAAUGCUCUAAUUGAUCAUGAAAGUGCAAAUAGAUGUUUUAUUUUUGUGAAUGUUGACUCGUGAUAACUUGUAAAUGUUUUUAUGUGCUUUAACUCUCACUCUCGAUUCAACUAAUGAAUCUAUGAUGAAACAAAAAAGUGUAUGAGCUACCAUUCAUUCACAGUAGGCACAUGUGGUUUUCACUGUUUUAUAGUGUACUUACAAUGUUUUUGAAAGGCAAUUUGGAAGUUUUGUGCAAUUUCUUGGCAGAAGUCAUCAUUUGGAAGAGUGUUUGUAAACACCUUACAGAAGUAAACAUGUUAACUAACAAA
Molecule: messenger RNA, 1984 nt
Organism: Branchiostoma floridae (Florida lancelet)
Lineage: Eukaryota; Metazoa; Chordata; Leptocardii; Amphioxiformes; Branchiostomatidae
Product: phosphatidylserine synthase 1-like
Exons: 13
Coding region: 32-1477 (481 amino acids)
Biological process (GO): phosphatidylserine biosynthetic process
Molecular function (GO): L-serine-phosphatidylethanolamine phosphatidyltransferase activity
Source: RefSeq, a predicted model, not a curated record